This is a messenger RNA of Epinephelus lanceolatus (giant grouper), 1490 nucleotides long. The record is from RefSeq and is a predicted model, not a curated record. NCBI's taxonomy places the organism in Eukaryota, Metazoa, Chordata, Actinopteri, Perciformes, Serranidae.
AACGCAGCCAGCGCAGCGCCAGAACCCCGCGCUGCCGGAGUGUUGUGGUGGAGCCAGCAUGGCGGCUCCUCUGGAGGUGAUAGUGAGUAGUGACUCCGGCUCUCAGAUGUGGAACAGCACCGUGUUCGACCUGCACAGCGGCUCCAGCCUGCUGUCCUACCGGGGAGGGAACAGCUCUGCCCGGACACUGAGCGUCCUCGGCGGGGAGUACCUGCUGUCCGCCCAGCUGGGGAAGAACUUCAUCAACGUGUGGGAGAUCCAGAGGAAGGACCAGCUGCAGCAGAAGGUGGUGUGUCCAGGUGUGGUCACUUGUCUGACCGCAUCACCUAACGGACUCUUCCUCGCUGCUGGAGUCGCUGAGGCUGUUUACCUGUGGGAGGUGUCCACAGGUAAGCUGCUGUCUGUCCUCAGUCGUCACUAUCAGGAUGUCACCUGUCUGAAGUUCACAGACGACAGCAGCCAUUUUGUUUCUGGAGGAAAAGACAACCUGGCUCUGGUGUGGAGUCUGUCCAGUUUCAUAAGACAGAGGAACUUUGAGGCUGACGAGGAUCAGACAGGCCCCCUGACCAUACAGACACUGACUGGCGUACCUGUGCGUCAGAAUGUUGGUCAUGAUGCGUCUGUGACAUCCCGCGUUUGGUCAAUGACACGUUUUAGGUCCAGUUACCUUAAAUACUGUGUGUUUGUCCAUCUGUCCUUCCAGGUAUGGGAGCUGUCCUCAGGUGAGCUGCUCCUGUCCGUCCUGUUUGACGUGGAGAUCAUGUCUGUGACCUUUGACCCCUGCGAGUACUUCCUGUUCUGUGGAGGCAGCGAUGGAAACAUUUUCCAGGUGUCUCUGUGCAGCCAGAGUCUCAGUCAGGAUAAAGCGUUCCAGUCCGACAGCGAAGGGAACCAGGUCUUUAAAGGACACAGGAACUUGGUGACGUGUCUCUCGGUGUCGAUAGACGGGAUGCUCCUCCUCUCCGGGUCACAUGAUGAAACUGUCCGACUGUGGGACAUUCAGAGCAAACAGAGCAUCCGGUGCCUCGCCCACAAAGGUCCAGUGACGAACGCCGUCAUCAUGGCAGCUCCCGCUAACAUGUUCCUGCCCGACAGUCGGCCCGCCGUCCCUCUGCCACGCUUCAGCCGACACCUGCAUGCCUCUGAGGGCGGAGAAUCCGGAGAGGUGUGUGUCCGACUUGGACGCUACACACAGGAGGAGGAGGAGACUUACCUGCAGAAAGCUGAUAGGCUGAACUCUCUGAUGAAUGCUGUGACCGACAAGUCCGUGUUUGGUGACGGCGAGAACACGAAGGUUCGAGUUGCUGAGCUUGAAGAGGAAGUUCAGACUCUGAAGAAGGUCAACAAAGAUCUGUAUGACUUCUCCAGUCAGCUGCUCACCAAACCCACAUAAACACACACACACACACACACACAGAUGUACACAUAUAUUUGAACACUCUGUGAUGGUUUACGUUGUCAGAAAAUAAAGGACUUUUGUUUUGGUAGUA